GAAUAAGUGUAUUCACCACAGAAGUGUCAUCGAUGAUGGGCGUCUUAAAGAUAUCCUUUAUUCUACUGUUAGUAGCAUGGAGCGUACAGGGCGAUGCUGAAGGUAUCGCCUCUACGACUGGAGGGCAAGAGCCCCAGACCCGAGUGGUGGGUGGCAAAGACGCAACCAAAGGACUUAUGCCACACCAAGUCGCUCUUGGGUCUCGCUCAAAAAAAAAUACGGCUGGAUUUUCUGCGGUGCUGCUAUCAUCUCCGAUAGAUGGAUGCUGACAGCUGCGUAUUGUGUCGAAAGGCUCAAACCAUCAGAUUUUAUCGCUCUAGUUGGUACAAUAUCAAGAAUAAGAGGUGGUACAAUAUAUGAAAUCAACAAAGUCAUUUCUCACAAAGCAUAUAAUAAGCCAUAUAAAUUCGACAACGAUAUUGCUGUUAUAAGUACGAAAAAGACCAUCGAAUUCAAUGAAAACGUGCAGCCCCUGCCAUUACCCAAAAAGAAUAUCCAGUCUGGAUUGUCGUGUAUAGUGAGCGGCUGGGGUUACCUUAACAACCAGUUGUACUCUGACAAAUUGAAGUAUCUGUAUGUAGAAACUUUAACUAGCGAACAGUGCAGUAGAAUCUUAAGUAAUGGACGCUCCUCAACCGUUAUUUUGCCCCUCCACAUGUGUACCCUUAGCAAACGUGGACAAGGAACAUGCCUAAGUGAUGCAGGCAGCAGCUUAGUGUGCAACGGCACCUCUGCCGGUAUCGUGUCCUACAAUUUUCCCUGCGCUCUUGGCAAGCCUGAUUUGUACAGUAACACGUACAUAUACAAUACCUGGAUAAAACAAAAUACUAAAUCACCCUAAGCAUUGUCAGUGGUUAUUAAAUU
Messenger RNA from Pieris napi, 864 nucleotides. RefSeq names its product chymotrypsin-1-like. The transcript has 5 exons. Gene Ontology annotation, biological process: proteolysis. The record is from RefSeq and is a predicted model, not a curated record. Gene Ontology annotation, molecular function: serine-type endopeptidase activity. Lineage: Eukaryota; Metazoa; Arthropoda; Insecta; Lepidoptera; Pieridae. Bases 263 to 841 code for a protein of 192 amino acids.